GGGAGAGCUGCGCGGCGUGCGCGGGCACGAGCGUAGUGGCCUCCCCCCAGGCUGAGGCGGCGGCGGGCGCGCGCGGCGGCGGGUUCGAGGCGCGGGCUGUUGUGCUCUCCGCUCUCCUCUUUCCCCUCCUUGGCGGGUGGAGGAGGCCGAAGCGGUGCUGGGCGCGCUCCCCCUUGCUCUCCCUCCGGCCACCUCCCCCGGCCCUCUCGCGCUGCGCGGUCUCUCCGACACAAGACUGUCCCGGCCCGGAUAUGGCUCGUGGACAGCAGAAGAUUCAGUCGCAGCAGAAAAAUGCCAAAAAGCAAGCUGGACAAAAGAAGAAACAAGGACAUGACCAAAAGGCUGCUGCCAAAGCUGCCUUAAUAUAUACCUGCACUGUCUGUAGGACACAAAUGCCAGACCCUAAGACCUUCAAGCAGCACUUUGAAAGCAAGCAUCCUAAGACUCCACUUCCUCCAGAAUUGGCUGAUGUUCAGGCAUAAAGUUGUUUACAGGUGAAUUCACGACACCUUUGGCUCUUCUACUGUCUCAGACCUUAGGUAACAAACCUGCAGCUGCUUUUCUAACAAACUGUUGAUCAGCAAAAAUAAAGGGGCUACAGAAACACUCAUUUUUAUGCUGUUCCCUUUUGGGCUUCAUGCAAAGACAAUUCUGUGUAAAUGUACAGUUGACUCUGAUUUGGAAAUCUGAAAAUCAGUCCAUCCUUGUUAUAAAAAAUUUUUUUACAAUUGUAAUUAUAUUGAUGUUCAUAUUGUGUAAAAUAACUCAUUUAAUAAAGUAGUACUUUGAUUUUACAACAUC
Molecule: messenger RNA, 801 nt
Organism: Puma concolor (puma)
Lineage: Eukaryota; Metazoa; Chordata; Mammalia; Carnivora; Felidae
Gene: ZNF706
Product: zinc finger protein 706
Source: RefSeq, a predicted model, not a curated record